AUGGGAGAUCGCCAAAUCAAACUACCCUCCGAGUGGAAUCGGGUCCGAGUGCGGCUGUGCGCGCACGCAAUCGCGGGGGCGGAGCGCGGCCGUUUUGCUAGGCACGCCCUUUGCGGCGGUGGUUUUGUGGUGCGAUGGGAGAGGAGGGAGAGGGUUGUAGCGGCUAACAAACGUGGUGGACAAAAGGCCGCUCGACCGGCCCGUGGAAAACAAACGUGUCGUAAACACCUGUUUUUACCUGUUCACCGUCCCUAUAUAAUAUAA
Macrosiphum euphorbiae (potato aphid) is the source of this 264-nucleotide messenger RNA. NCBI's taxonomy places the organism in Eukaryota, Metazoa, Arthropoda, Insecta, Hemiptera, Aphididae. The record is from the annotation of a GenBank genome assembly.